This is a messenger RNA of Cladophialophora bantiana CBS 173.52, 2136 nucleotides long. RefSeq lists its product as uncharacterized. Bases 1 to 2136 code for a protein of 711 amino acids. The record is from RefSeq and is a predicted model, not a curated record. The transcript is spliced from 4 exons. Gene Ontology annotation, molecular function: DNA binding; zinc ion binding. Lineage: Eukaryota; Fungi; Ascomycota; Eurotiomycetes; Chaetothyriales; Herpotrichiellaceae. Gene Ontology annotation, biological process: DNA-templated transcription.
AUGAACAAUGGCGGGGAAAGGCUCAUUCGUAGUCUCGAUAAACGAGUCGGAGGAGGCUCCAGAGCUUUUGUUAAUUCCUUGCUUCAGGAUAUUGAACUGCUUGAGAAGCGGCUGAGAGAGUCUGGCCAGGAACCGCCCGAGCCGCAGAAUCCCCUGCUGAAAGGGCGACCGCUACAGUUUUCUCGAAAUCGUCGCGAUGCAGACAAAUCCCAGUCAAAUGGAUCAGUAAGCAGGCACAACGCCUACCUAGACAUACCAAAUGGAGACCCAUCAAAGACCAACUCAGGGUUGACAGCGUUCAGAGUCGGACAGAGCACACUUCUCAACCAUGACAGCACAAACACACAGACACGUUAUUUCAACGAGCAUGUUCGACAGCGAUCGAGAUUCUCUGAAAGUCGGCGGCUAGAAAAGCACGCCUACCGUAUCCUCGCAGUUUUGCCAGCACAUAUCCAAGACUAUUUGAUGGAACUUUUCUGGACUCGCUAUAAUGGGACGUUUCACAUUCUAGACCGAAACGCAUUUUACGAAGACCUUGAAACGGGUGCGUCAGGGGCAUACUCUGGCUUCUUACACAUCUCGUGCUUAGCCAUGGGGUUCUUGUUCGCGGACAGGAAGAACCCGGCAAUGCGAUAUAUCACGAUUUCUGAUAAUCUCAGCGUUUUCCACCAAGAGAUUAAAUAUGUACUCGAUGCAGAAUUAGAGGAGCCUCAAGGCCUGAUAACGAUCCAAUCGAUGCUCAUAUUAAGCGACCUUCAAUGUGCACUUGGGGUGGAUGACGUCGGUGGAUUAUAUGCAGGGAUUGCCUGCCGCCUCGCUUUUGACUAUGGCCUCAACCUGGAGCACUCGAUGCUGGAGUUAUCACAGGCAGAAAUACAGUCACGUCGGAGACUGCUCCGUUCCUGUAUUCUUUAUGACAGAGGUUGGUCAUUGUACCUAGGCAGGCCUACGAGUAUAAAAAACUCAGACCUUGAUAUGUGUCAACUUACAGACACGUUCUCGCGUUUGGGAGGCGUCUGCGACUUAGUCAAGAUUCAGACAUCAGCCAGCUCAGAUGCAGAUAUGGACGAAGUUGAAAACUUGGUGUACGACGCCAUGCUUGAACUUCUAGAGAUUGCCAGCAAAGUUCAAGAGAAAACCCAUUCAGACAUUCUCCCUGGAUCGGAAUCCCAUGAGCACUUAUUAGUUGAGGUAGCUGCACUGGGGAACCAUUUAAAUUCCUGGUCUGCGAGGCUUCCUCCGCUGCUUCGUUGGAGUCCUGAAAAUGCUAGGAGAGCACCGUCACUCUACUUCGUGAUGCAACAUGCGUUGAAGGUUGCGCAGAUUUUCGCAUUUCAUCGGACGGGAUUUGGCCGGAGCCAGUUUGGCCAGUUUUCGCUCACGCAUGCUGCUACGGCAAGUCUUGUUCUAGUUGCAAACGCAUCACUUGGUGAGAAUUCUAGCGAGCGACCUUCCACCAUGCUGCAGAUCCGGGUACUACUAGGAGAACUGAAACAGAUGUCUCUGGUCUAUCAACCGGCCAAAAUGAUGACCGCCGUGAUGAAACACUACAUGCAGAACACUGGUGUGGAUUUCAACAAUCUACCAAUCUCGGAUUCGAGCUUAACACCGUUCACAGAGUCCAGCAGCGACGUUUCCGCUCGACGGCCUAGUGAGCAUGAUCCGGAAACUACCAGUCAAUGCAACAAGAAGAGACACAUCUCAAACAGAGGAUCUUCUACUCUGAAUAUUCCAUCGUCUGCGAAUGCCGCCGUUGUAUUUCAUCCACUUAGUAGACCCGAAGUUUCUACCUCACUCGCACGAACCGAAGCUGAAGUUAAGGACUUCGAAAUCCUGGGUAAUGACACGGCUGAAAACAAUGCACAUAUUGCCGAUGAAGAGAGCUGCAAUGCUUUGAAAUCUACUAGUCUUCACGUUUCGGAUAAUGCGAUAGAGACCUUGUUAUGGACAGAAGAUUCUCUCCAGCCGCCAUUAGGCGAUGGGGGUGCACAAAUACCGGGGUCAGCAGAAUUUUCACCUUCAUUUCUAUUACGCGAUAGUCCCGACAGCGGUACACGACUUCAAAGUUUGGGAAACGACAUUGGGGAUGUCUUCCUCGGAUAUCAAGGAGAAAACUUUGAGAACACCACCUGGUAG